GUGACGUCACAUCCAUCAUGGCAGCCUACAUCAGCCGGUUACACCACAUUUCUCUACACGUCUCUAACGUGGAUAAAUUCGCCAGUGACCUCGUGUCCAGGUUUAAAUUCGUCCUGUUCGCGGCCAGACUCGGUGAGCGGACCCGGCAGCUGGCUUUCCGGAAAGGAUCGGCGGUUUUCGUGGUGAACGAGAGACCGAAUCCCGGCCCCGGCGGAUUGAAUGAAGACCUGCGUGUCAUCAGUGACCGACCUGCAGCCCACACACAGCGGAUCCACGCGGGUAAACCCCACCAGGACGGGGGUCUGAGGUGUCUGUAUGACGUCAGCCCCUAUUACCCAGUAGACACCGCGUGUAAUGUGUGUUUCGAGGUGGAGGAUGUGGAAAGGUCAUUCAAGGCUCUUCACCAUCUGGGCUGCGACUUCCUGGUGCCUCCCACGACCAUCCGGGACCACAGGGGUCUGCUCACCUACUCUGUGGUCCAGUCCAUCGUGGGUAAUGUGUGCCACACGUUGAUUGACAGGUCGAAAUAUGAGGGCGGGUUCUUGCCUGGGUUUGAUGUUAUUGGAAAAGACUACAGCCUGCAGGAGGAGGAGGAGGAGGAAGAGGAGGGGGAGGGGGCGUGUCCUGUCACACAUUUUGACCACAUCACCUAUGCCUGUCCCAGGAAAACCACCCACCAGGUCAUGAGGUGGUACGAGAGGCUGUUUGGGUUUCAGAGGUUUUUCAUUGACAGUAAUGAGGACGUGGAUGAAGGUUACGUCUUAAACCAGGAAGGCAUCGGCCUGCGUCUUACUGCCAUGGAGUACUGGAAGUGCAGCAGAGCCGGCCUGACUCUUCCAUCUGCCCAUAAAAAAGAGGCAGACUGCAAAUUUGUCAUCGCAGAGUCACUGCCUGAACAAGGUAGGAACCAGGUGGACACGUUUCUGGAGCAGCACAGGGGUCCAGGCAUCCAGCACAUUGGACUGUACACUAAAGACAUAGUCUCUACUGCACAGACCAUGGCUGAGGCGGGGGUACGCUUCUUCUCCCCCCCACCUGCGUACUACACUGAGGUGGGCAAACAGCAGGAAAUCCAGGAGGCAGGACACAACCCCCAGAUGCUGGCGCAGCACGGGAUUCUCCUGGACACAGACCUGCACCGAGACCCGUCAGCGCAGACAGGAUGUGGAGAAAACACCAGGUACCUCCUCCAGGUCUUCACCAAGCCCCUCUUUACAGAAGACACCUUCUUCUUGGAGCUGAUAGAGCGAAGGGGGGCGUCGGGCUUCGGCGAGGGCAACAUCCGAGCGCUGUGGAGGUCUGUGCAGGCGUACAUGGAGAACGAAGAAAAGGCAGCGCUUAAAACUGUGAAAUCUGCUCAACCUUAAAUAAAUACGAAUAUGGUCAUUUUAUUUUGUUUAUUUUAUAUAUUACUGUACGAGCACUUAUCAGGGAGGAAAUACUUCAGAUGUUUAUAUAUAUAUGUUUACUUCGUGUACUGUGACUGAAUGUUGCACAGGGCGUUAUUCUGACAGGCGUCUGCAUGGCUGAACAGGUAUUGUUCCAAAUACACUCUUACAGUUGGAAAGUGAGAAACGACGACUCCUUCCCUUCCAUAAAUCUGUCACCUUAGACUGUGAAACUCAAGUAUCUGGUUCAGGUGAAUGUGCUCCUGUGUUUCAGAGAAUGUAUUUAAGGCAGCCUUCAGGUAAAUAUGACCUGUCUACAGGUGUGAAGUCGAACUCUUUAUAUUUACUUAAAUUAUUAGAGUACCAGUCUGACAUGUUGACAGGUUCUAGUGCCUCAGACUGCUAUAGGUACCUGUAGAUGUGGAUUACUGUCCAAGAAGACUGUGUUAAGCACUAAAAUACUCCACUGGCUCUAGCUUUCAAGUAUUUGAACUUUUUUGUGUGUUUUUUUUUUCUUUUUUUCACUUUAACUGAUUAUUUCCAAAAGAGAUGAUGUUAUGUUACUUGUGCUUCGUUAACUCCAUGUCUUUAUUGUCAUAUGCACAGAAGAACAAGUUCAGCAACAAUAAAAAUCUUGGUUUCA
Sphaeramia orbicularis (orbiculate cardinalfish) is the source of this 2031-nucleotide messenger RNA. RefSeq names its product 4-hydroxyphenylpyruvate dioxygenase-like (gene hpdl). The record is from RefSeq and is a predicted model, not a curated record. Gene Ontology annotation, molecular function: 4-hydroxyphenylpyruvate dioxygenase activity. NCBI's taxonomy places the organism in Eukaryota, Metazoa, Chordata, Actinopteri, Kurtiformes, Apogonidae. The coding region runs from base 18 to 1367 and encodes 449 amino acids. Gene Ontology annotation, biological process: aromatic amino acid metabolic process. The transcript is spliced from 5 exons.